Molecule: messenger RNA, 543 nt
Organism: Enterobius vermicularis (human pinworm)
Lineage: Eukaryota; Metazoa; Nematoda; Chromadorea; Rhabditida; Oxyuridae
Source: the annotation of a GenBank genome assembly
AUGUCUCAGCACUUAGCAGUGUCACCGUAUUGCACGAACUAUAUUAACUGCUGCGCAUCAUCUUCAUCGUCGCUGUCAGCAACGUCCAUUAAAGAAUCUGGUGGCUUAAAAUCGAGGCGAAAGAAACAGAUUAGUGGCGAAGCAUUGUUUCGGCAACGGAAGGCUGCGAAUGAGAGAGAGAGAAAAAGAAUGUAUAGUAUCAACAAAGGUUUCGACAAGUUGCGACUUCGACUUCCCACUUUGCCUUACGAAAAAAAGUUAAGUAAAGUGGAUACGCUUAAACAAGCUAUUAAGUAUAUCAAGCAACUGUCUGAAAUGUUAAACGACUGCUCCCCUUUACGAGAAAGAACAGAAUUCUCUGAGCCACGACAGGGGUCGACAGUGAUUCUAACUUCUCCUAAAAGUUUUGACUCAAAAGUGCUAUCUGUAUCAUGGUGGAAAUCCACAGAACAAUAUGGAGAAGCGAUUCGUGAUGAGAACGGCGUACCUCACGUCCGUUGUUCUAAAGUCUGGAUGCCCGACGUUAUGGUGAACAACAGAUGA